Molecule: messenger RNA, 1326 nt
Organism: Puccinia triticina
Lineage: Eukaryota; Fungi; Basidiomycota; Pucciniomycetes; Pucciniales; Pucciniaceae
Exons: 8
Coding region: 1-1326 (441 amino acids)
Source: RefSeq, a predicted model, not a curated record
AUGUUGCGCAACAACCUCAACUCCAGUCAAACCCCUGUGCGUGCUCUGCGACCAAGCCCUAUCAGACCUCGUGCAGGGCAAAGCGUGCCCCCCGGUGGAGCUCGCGUGACCCAAGGCAAUCGCUACAAUCCUCUUACGGGUGGAAGCCGCCUUCAGUCGUUGCUCACGCCUGACGCGGAACCUCGCAGGGAUCCGACCGGCGUCAAUGCCAACUUUUUUCUCCAGGACGACACUCUCACCCCAAUGGAGGUAGCGUUAACAGUUGAAAACGAAAACCAUGUUCCUGAGAGCAUCCAGGCCGCUGAGGACAGGGAAGGGCUGGAAGUCGCCGCGAUGUUUGCCCCUGGCACUCAAACCGACAGUGUCGCCCAGGUUGUGCAAGACCUUAUUACUCAGAUGAACUUUGACGACGACACCGCCUCCCUUGUCAAUCGGCUCUUAACGGUCCCUCGCGAGGAUCAAUGGAGUGUCUCAGUGGUGCUUGCGGUGGCCAACAACAACCAACUAGGAUUGAGACACCAUGCUGCAAUUGACGACGCCCCUGUCGUGGCCCUUGCGCCGCACACUUAUACUAAUACCAUACGUACAUUCCUCCGACUCCAGAUUCGCGCACUCCUGACUGUGGGAGACCUGCAUGCAUACUCCCAAACACGCACCACAGGAGGCCUACCCAUUGCCCGUUCCCCCUUGUUGUUGUUGAUGACGCGCCUGGCGGGUCAACCCGCAGCCUAUAUAACCGAACACCUUCCGACGGGCUGGCCCACCGAUCACUUGGCCAACCAGAGUGUGUUACAGAUGAUGAGAGUCUUGUUGAAGCAUGAGCGUGGUAUGCUGCGCAAUCUGCUCUUAUCAAACAUCAAAGAGUUCAAUCGCCACCCAAUUGAUGGUCCAGUGCCCAAGCUAUCCGAUUUGAUACUCAUUAUUGACCGACACAUGGGUCCAGCAGACGGUAUCAGGUCCGCUGAAGACAUCCAAGCGGAUUACACGGCCACAAUGAUGGUCAGAUUGGCCUUUAUUCGACUUCAGGUGGUUUAUCACUACUUGAAUCCGGAUCCAGCAACCAACUUGAGUCAAUGGGAAAUCAUUGAUCGGCAACUGGAAUUCCUUAGGCGUCAAUCGAUUCAUUACAAACAAGCGUAUGCACGUCUCGUGAUCCAGCGUGACCGAGACCUUUUUGGUGAUUUCCACUUUCAAGAUAUGGAAAGAGACAUGAUUGUUCUUCCAACUGAGAACGAGGUGCAACACAAGAUCACCAUGGCCGCUACUGCCCCGACCACGCAAUUCGCACCGGUGGAUCACGUUGUGGACAAAGCUGCAUUCAAUUGA